This is a messenger RNA of Exophiala viscosa, 1158 nucleotides long. RefSeq lists its product as uncharacterized. NCBI's taxonomy places the organism in Eukaryota, Fungi, Ascomycota, Eurotiomycetes, Chaetothyriales, Herpotrichiellaceae. Bases 1 to 1158 code for a protein of 385 amino acids. The record is from RefSeq and is a predicted model, not a curated record. The transcript is spliced from 2 exons. Gene Ontology annotation, molecular function: GTPase activity.
AUGGCGACGCCUCCAGUCGCCGUCGUCUGCGUUGGCAUGGCCGGCUCAGGCAAGACCACCUUCAUGCAGCGGAUUAACAACUAUCUACAUGUUAACAAGAAGAAGCCAUACGUGCUGAACCUCGAUCCCGCCGUCCUGAACGUACCCUUCCAGCCGAACAUUGAUAUUCGCGACAGUAUCAACUACAAAGAGGUUAUGAAACAGUACAACCUUGGCCCUAACGGUGGCAUCCUUACAUCUCUCAACCUAUUUGCGACCAAGAUCGAUCAGAUCAUCAACCUGUUAGAAAAACGCGCAAAUCCUCCGCCCGACAGUAAAGUCCCACCUCCGAAACAUUUCCUGGUUGACACACCUGGACAAAUUGAGGUGUUCGUUUGGUCCGCUUCAGGCAGUAUCCUCCUCGAAUCCCUUGCAUCUUCCUUCCCGACUGUCAUCGCAUACAUCAUCGACACGCCACGCACUUCCUCGACGUCAACAUUCAUGUCUAACAUGCUCUAUGCAUGUUCAAUACUUUACAAGACGAAACUCCCAAUGAUCCUCGUAUUCAACAAGACGGAUGUGCAGGAUGCCGACUUUGCGCGAGAAUGGAUGACCGACUUUGAAAAGUUCCAGGAAGCUCUUCAAGAGGAACAGAACAAGGGAGUCUUUGGCGGUGAAGGUUUCGGAGGCAGCGGCUAUAUGGGAAGUCUGUUGAACAGCAUGAGCCUUAUGCUGGAGGAGUUCUACUCACACCUCAACAUGGUUGCUGUGUCAAGCAUGACGGGAGACGGUAUCGACGACUUUUUCGAAGCAGUGGAGGAGAAACGAAAAGAGUUUGAUAGAGAUUACCGACCAGAACUGGAAAAGAGAAGAAAAGAACGAGAGGCCGAAAGCGCCACGAAACGAGAGCAAGACUUGACGAAGGUGAUGCGAGACAUGAACAUGAAUCAGCAACCCAAGUCUUCCGAAAACGCAGCGGCACCAAUAGAUCCGGCCGAUGAUGAAGAGGACGAGGACGAGAAUGACGCGGAUGAUUAUCCGGAUGUCGAACGCGACGAUGACGAUGAAGAGGUUCUGAAGCAGCGUUACAAGAAUGCUAUGCGUGAGCAAGGUAUUCAAGUGGAGGAUGACGACCCAACUGUUGCUCGGAUGCUGGCACAAGCGAAACGGGGAGGAUGA